GAGGCGCCAUGGUCGAUGGCCGUGGUGCGGGGCAGGACCAGCCCUGCCCGCGGGCUCCAGUGCACACCUGGGCAACGAGACGGGUGGAAGAAAUGGGCUGACUGGUGCCUGUCAUCCGAUGGGAGGACAGUGUGUCUCUGCGCCUCCUCUGUGGGCAAUGGUCCCCUCAGUGGUGACUCCUCUGCUUUUCUGGGAGCGCAUUUCCCCCGCGGGACCACACAGACUGGCCAUGGCUGGGAGGCAGCUGAGGGCUUCCCACCAGGGCUCUGCCCUCACUUCGGCCCUCAGCACCAGCGGCUCUCCCAGGCCGGGCUGUGGCCCCUUGGCCUCUGGCAGGUCCCUUGGCCUCCACCGCUCCCUCGUGUGCCCGACGUCCGCGGGCAGCCCCCGCACUCACACCCGCCCCGGGCCCACAAAAUGGCGGCCGGCGGCCCCUGUCAGCCGGGCCCGGAGCCUGUAGGAACCUUCGUGCGGCGGAACGCGCGGGAGCGGGGGCCGGUUUCCGUGCCGGGCCCGCGGGAGGCUGCCGGGCCCGGCCCCGCCGCCAUGGCCGAGGGCUCGGCGGAGCUGGAGCUGUUCCGCCGCCAAUGGCGGGAGGAGCUGGCGGGGGGCGCCAAGCGGCGGCGGCGGGAGGCGGCGGCGGAGCCCCCGGCGGAGCCCGAGAGCCGCCGCAGCGCGGAGCCGCCCGAGCCGGGCUACCUGGCGCUGGCCCGCGGGCUGCUGGACGGCGGCGGCCCGCCCGGCCCGGCCCCGCGCAGCCCGGCUCCCGCCCGCCCCGCCGGGCAGCCCGCGGGGGACGGGGGCGGCGACGGCGACGACCUGUUGGGGCAGCUCAUCCGGGACCUGAAUGAAAUAAAUGAGGUUCCGUUCUUUGAUAUCCAGCUGCCUUAUGAACUGGCACUGAAGAUAUUCCAGUACCUGGGCAAGGCUGAAUUGGGAAGGUGUGCUCAGGUCAGCAGGACAUGGAAAAUACUCGCAGAAGACGAGGUGCUGUGGUACCGGUUGUGCCAGCGGGAGGGAUACCUGUCAGAUACGAGCAUCUCGGACCGUUCCUGCUGGAAGCUCGUCCUCAGGAGCUGCCGUGCCAGAGAGCGCGCUCUGAAAACCAACUGGAAGAACCGCAUUGGUGCCGUGAGCCAGCUGCAGUACGAGCUGGGAAAAAUCCUUUGUGACGUGCAUUCCUGGGAUGGAGUUGUUAUUGCUGGAUACACAUCAGGAGAGGUGAGGCUGUGGGACACUCGCACCUGGGAUUACACAGCCCCCAUCCUGGAACCGGCACACGGUCCCGGCGAUGCUGGACCUCGGCCACGCGUCUCCUGCGUGAGGAUAAGCAGCUCGCUGGCUGUCGCGGCUCACGAGGACGGAACCGUUAGCGUGUGGAGCCUGAUGCUGGGGCGGGAGCCCAUCCAUCACUACCAGCACAACCAGAGCGUCCAGGCUUUAGCUCUGGGCUCAGCGGGCGCCACGGUGGCCACGGCGUCCGGCUUCGAGGUCAAGGUGGAAAGCGCCGAUGACAGAGGAUUCUGGCAAACGACAGGAACAUUUGAAAUCCAGAAACUGGUCAACUUCCUUAAUCUGGUUCCAGAUGUUACGGGGAGCCCAGUGACAAUAGCAGCUGCCGAAGACAUUGUCUAUCUCCUGAAAGCACAAGUUCCUGGCAAAGUUCUCCAUUCUGUCUAUGGUCAGCCCAUCACGUGUCUCGACGUGUCUGCUCAUGAAGCAGCUUUUGGGGUGAAAAACUUCGGCUGGUUAUUGAAUGAGCCAAACCAGAUUCUUCUUUACGAUCUGGAAACAAGUCAGUGUCUGAAGAAGAUGGGCAACUCCAUAGGUGACUUUACAUGUGUCAACCUUGAGAACAGUCCUCCAAACAUGCUCGUGUCGGGCAAUAAAGACAGAAGGGUCAGGGUGUUCGAUCUCCGCAGAAGCGAGUCCUUGUGCUCCGUCUAUGCCCACCAGUUAGGAGUGUCCGCGGUGCAGAUGGACGACUGGAAGAUCGUCAGCGGAGGAGAAGAGGGCUUGGUGUGCGUCUGGGACCAGCGCAUGGGCACCAAGCUCUGGGAAAUGCACGCCAGGCAUCCGGUCCGCCACGUCUGGUUUAAUUCUCACAGCCUCAUCACCGCAAACAUCCCUGAUGAGAAAAGCCCCCGGGGCGGCAGCAUCACGGACGACGACCUUACCGCGCACCGCAAGCACCGAGGGAUCAUUUACGCCUAUGACUUCUCGGUGGACCAGCUGGCUGUGGAAAGCGUCAUUCCGAUUUGCCGCUCGUCCUACGACGAAGUGACUGGUUACAACUACAAUGUUGGCCUCGCCGUUCCCUACGAUAACAUUUAGGGAACCUGCUGGUGUGGUCCAGCCCCUCUGCCAAGUACCUGACCAGCGGCAACAAGAAGUUCCGCAAGGGACAAGCGCCCAAAAGAUGGCGUUAGCUGCAGGCACGUCAAAUGGGCUGAGCAUUGGCCGAAAACGUGGGGACGUGAAGCAGAACGGAGAGCAUGGCUGCCCUCGGGCACAGCGCUGAAAUAGGUUGCUGCGCAAAUGUUCAGAAGUCCGCUGUGGUGGAACGGAGAGGCUGAAGAGAGAAGGGGAACAGUACGUUUCAGUGUCAAUGAAAACGUUCUUCCUGCUGCUCGUGGGACAAACGCUGCUGGUCCCGUCUUGGCUGAGGGCACAGUUGGGAAGCGAGAGCCCCGAGUGGCAAAAUGCUGAAGCGAUGGGAGCACGUUGAGGAGCUCAUGCCUGUUCUGAGAGGGGAAAAAACCACCCGGGACUUGGAAAAAGCAUCUUGCUGAGCCACGUGUUUGAAACUUCUUUCCUUCUAAUGAGCUGCUCAUUCUUCUUUUCCUUGGAUCAGGAUGUGUCUAGGAACAGGACCAAGAGGGUUGGGAGAGGAGAGGGUGAUGGAGAGAGGGAAGCUCGGUCUUGGCCAGGCUGGGCAUGUGGAAGCUCAGCAGGCCACAUGGAUCAAAAUGAUUUUAAAAUAAAUUAUUUUUGUAAAUCUCUAAAAUUCCAGAUUAAAUGUUUUCUAAGUGUG
This is a messenger RNA of Columba livia (rock pigeon), 3034 nucleotides long. It is a transcript of the gene FBXW8, whose product is annotated as F-box and WD repeat domain containing 8. NCBI's taxonomy places the organism in Eukaryota, Metazoa, Chordata, Aves, Columbiformes, Columbidae. Gene Ontology annotation, molecular function: protein binding. The record is from RefSeq and is a predicted model, not a curated record.